Capsella rubella is the source of this 690-nucleotide messenger RNA. RefSeq lists its product as uncharacterized. The transcript is spliced from 3 exons. Gene Ontology annotation, molecular function: zinc ion binding. Lineage: Eukaryota; Viridiplantae; Streptophyta; Magnoliopsida; Brassicales; Brassicaceae. The coding region runs from base 1 to 690 and encodes 229 amino acids. The record is from RefSeq and is a predicted model, not a curated record.
AUGCUACAUCGCAUUGGGGAAUUGAACUCCAAGGGUACAAAAAUACCUGUUUCAGCAUUCAAUGAGAUUGAAGCGCUUCAUCCUGGACUACAUGGAUAUCUCCAAAGAGCUGGGGUGCAAAUGUGGGCGCGCGUUCAUUUCCCGGGUGAAAGAUGGUUUGCUGAACGGAGAGAGGAUGCAAAAUCACAGCUAACAACGCUCUCACGAGGUGUUGAAAAACUGUUAGAGGGUCGUGUAACUGCAUCAAGACUUUUUGAAGUACAACCGAUUGAUGCUUUACGUGUACAAGUACAAUAUGGAACAUCUUUGCAUGUUGUAAAUUUGGAUGCAAAAAGAUGCACAUGCCGCCGUUUCGAGCAGGAGAAAAUACCAUGCGUCCAUGCAAUCGCAGCUGCAGAGCAUAUGGGUGUGUCUCAUAUUUCCCUGGUCGAUCUGACCUACCGGAGCAAUUAUUUGGUUAACGCGUACGCUGAUUCAAUCUCACCUACAGAUAUUGCACUCACUGUUCCUGAAAUUGUAACUAACCAACCGUGCGUGCCUCUGAACAUUGCAACCCAGCCAGGAAGGCCGAAGAAAAGCAGGAUUAAAUCAACUGUGGAAAUUGCACUUCAGAAUAAACGCCUGAGGAAGCCACACGCAUGUUCUCGAUGUAAAGAAGUUGGGCAUAAUGAAAAAACUUGCCGGAAGUAG